This is a messenger RNA of Arabidopsis thaliana (thale cress), 974 nucleotides long. RefSeq lists its product as uncharacterized. The transcript has a single exon. Lineage: Eukaryota; Viridiplantae; Streptophyta; Magnoliopsida; Brassicales; Brassicaceae. The record is from RefSeq and is marked reviewed. The coding region runs from base 259 to 768 and encodes 169 amino acids.
AUUUUUAUUAUAAAAUACAGAAAUGACGAAGAAAUUAAUGGUAUUUAUCAUAUAGUAGAUAGUAAAUUAGUGUGUUCUGUCGUAAAAAAAUAUUAAAUAAUGUGUUCCAAAUGAUCAUAAAUCAUGUACGACAAAAAGAAAGUCAUAAAGCGUCCGAUUAAUUUAUGGCUAAAUCCAACGGUUAGAAAUUAACUUCAAUUUGGUGACGUGUGAACAACAAGAUCAAUAGAUUCUCGGUGAGAAGAAAAUAAAAGAAAAAUGGGGAUAUCGGGUUCAAAGCGAGUUACGACGAUUCUAUCUAACUCGCCCGAGUUUGACUCGGCUUGUGACUCAGCAUACGACGAAUCUCUCUCUCUUGCACAGCAUGCUUUCGCCGGAGUUCGUCCUUACCAGCUCGUCUCCGCCGCCGCCCACAUCCACCGGAAUCUUUCCGCUCUUCGUUUCCCUCUAAUCACCAGAUGGCUCUCUUCUCCUCCGAGUCAAUCCCAAGUCGACUCAGCUCUCCGAGUCACCGUCUCUCGAGUCACGGCGGCGGAUGAGGAGGAGAUCCUCGGGCAAGAGGAGUUCAAGAAAUGGGCCGUCGAGGUUUUCGCGGAAGCCGUUGUGGGAAACGCGAGGAAGACAAUAGCGAGUCGGAUUCCGUUAGGAAUCGUCGGAAUCGGUGGGAUCGGCGCCGUGACUCGGUCGGGUCAAAACUUGAUCGGAGCUGCGAUUGGUGUGUACGCGAUAGGAGUUGCUACUUCCGUUUUUCUAAGCCUCACUGAUUAGAAGAAAAGAUUACGUUGUUGUUCUUGAUUUGCUGAAAUUAAUAAAUUUUAACAAUCUUGUUUAAACAUCAACCCUAUAUUUGAACAAUCAUAAACUUCAAACUCUUACAUGUGGUUUGAUUGCUAAACAUAAACAUAUCUGUUUAAUCCAAGAUAAAAGACAGAACUAGUGGAGCUUAAAAAAGAUCACGUGAAAAACGUCUUUAC